Messenger RNA from Staurois parvus, 486 nucleotides. The record is from the annotation of a GenBank genome assembly. NCBI's taxonomy places the organism in Eukaryota, Metazoa, Chordata, Amphibia, Anura, Ranidae.
ACAACCACUGAGAAGAUGCAGCAUCCCGGGAUUGUGCCGUGUUCACUCCAUUUUCCUCCGGCGUUCCCUUCAGUCUUGCACAGGUGUACCGGCUCCUCCCCUUCAGUCUUGCACAGGGUGUACCGGCUCCUCCCCUUCAGUGUUGCACAGGUGUACCGGCUCCUCCCCUUCAGUGUUGCACAGUUGUACCGGCUCCUCCCCUUCAGUCUUGCACAGGUUUAUCAGCUCCUCCCCUUCAGUCUUGCACAGGUGUACCAGCUCCUCCCCUUCAGUCUUGCACAAGUGUAUCAGCUCCUCCUCUUCAGUCUUGCACAGGUGUACCGGCUCCUCCCCUUCAGUCUUGCACAGGUGUACCGGCUCCUCCCCUUCAGUGUUGCACAGUUGUGCCGGCUCCUCCCCUUCAGUCUUGCACAGGUGUACCGGCUCCUCCCCUUCAGUCUUGCACAAGUGUAUCGGCUCCUCCCCUUCAGUCUUGCACAGGUGUAU